GAACAAAGAUUUGGGGAUCUUCAUAAUGCACUCUACGCUACUUUGCCUCCUUUUUUUCUUCCUCUAUCUUAAAACUGCCUUCUCAUCCUCUUUACAUGCUUCCUCCUUCUCAACAACACAUCUCUGCUCUCAUGAGGAGGCUCUUGCUUUGCUGCAAUUCAAGACAUCCUUUUCCAUCAAUUACACUGUUCCUUCUCCAGAUUUUUGUGUGGAUCUUUCUUAUACUAAACCUAAUUAUUCUAAGAUUGAGUCAUGGAAGGAAGGUAUAGACUGUUGUUCCUGGGAUGGGGUUAGCUGUGAUAAUGUAACAGGUCAUGUAAUUGCCCUUAAUCUUAGCUGCAGUUUCCUUCAUGGCACCUUUCCUUCCAACAGCACUCUUUUCUUCCUCAGAAACCUGCAGAGCCUCAAUCUUGCCUUGAAUGAUUUUAGGCUUUCCAAGAUUCCAUCGAAAAUCAAUCAGUUUACUAGGCUAAAGCAUCUUGAUAUCUCUUAUUCUCGAUUUUCGGGCCAUGUUCCGGGGGAAAUUGCUCACCUCCCCAAGUUAGUUUCUCUCAAUCUCUCUAAUCACCUUUAUGAUGAUUCUCCUGAUUUGAUCCUUGAAACAACUACCUUUAGAAAUCUUGUUCACAACUUGAGUGAGGUGAGAGAACUUGUGCUUCGUGGAGUGAACAUGACAUCUGUUAAUCCUCGUUUCUUCAUGAAUCUCUCUUCUUCUUUGACUACUCUUGGUCUUGCUUAUUGUCAGUUACGAGGAAACUUUCCAAACAGUAUUUUCCGCUUUCCAAAUCUCAAGACAUUUCAUUUAGGCGGAAUCGAAAACAUCACUAUUGAUCUUCCAAGUUCCAAUUGGAGCAGUCCUCUUCAAGAUUUGCAAUUAUAUGUCAUGGAUUGGGGAAGGCGAUUGCCAGAGUCUAUAGGAGAUCUAAAGUCAUUACAAGUUCUAUUUCUUGGCGAUAACUUGGAAGGUUCCAUUCCAACUUCCAUAGGAAACUUAUCUCAACUUACUGUACUAUUCCUCUAUCAUAACAAUUUAAAAGGACAAAUCCCUACAUCACUUGCAAACCUCGCACAACUUCACUCACUCUACCUUCCCAGGAAUCAGUUUUUUGGUCCCAUUCCAGCUUUCCUAGGGAACCUAUCUCACCUUACUUCUCUAGACCUCAAUUCUAACAAUCUUAGCGGACAAAUCCCAUCGACACUUGGAAACCUCACACAACUUAGCUCACUUGACCUAUCUUCUAACUUACUUAACGGCACGAUGCCACCUUGGAUUUUCACCCUCCCUUUUGUAAAGAGCUUGUAUCUCAAUCAUAACCAAUUUCAAGGUCAAAUAAGUCAAUUUCAGCAAAGAUCACUCAUACAACUAGAUUUGUCAAAUAAUAAACUCCAGGGCCCAAUUCCUAGCUCAAUUGUUAAUUUUGUAAAUCUUAGUUAUCUAGAUUUAUCGUCAAAUCAUCUCAGUGAUUUAGUAGUAGUAUCGGACAUGUUCUUGGGGCUUCAAAAUCUGGAAACCAUCAUUCUUUCAUACAAUAAUCUGUCCUUGAGAAUGAGUGUCUAUGCCAACUUCACAUUACCCAAACUAACUGAUGUUUUCUUGUCUUCCUGUAACUUGAGUGAAUUCCCCAAUUUCUUAAGACAUUCAGGUGGUCUGCAAAACCUAGUGCUAUCCAAAAAUAGCAUUAACGGAAAUAUUCCCGAAUGGAUAUGUGAAAAGGAUGAUCUCAGAAUUCUUGACCUUUCUCAUAACAAUUUAAUUGGAAAGAUUCCAAAUUGUCUUCCUAAGUUUCUCUCAGUGUUAGAUUUGCAGGCCAAUCACUUUGAUGGAAAUAUACCAUUUGGGUUUCCAGAAGGCUGUGGAUUACGAAAUCUCAACUUAUAUGGAAAUCAAAUGGACGGCCUAUUACCAAGGUCUUUGGUGAAUUGUAGCAAGUUAGAGGUUCUAGACGUUGGCAACAACAACAUAGAGGAUACAUUCCCUCACUGGUUGGAAUCUCUACCAGACCUUCAAGUGCUUGUCUUAAGGUCCAACAAGUUCCACGGUUCUGUGCAGAGCACCAAAGAAAGUCCAUCUUUUCUCAAGUUACGAGUUUUGGACCUCUCCAACAAUGAUUUUGUUGGUCAUUUGCCUGUUCGGUACUUCGAAAAUUUUAAAGCUAUGAUGGACCUUUAUAGAGACGAGGGUUCUGCUGAAUGCAAGAAUGUCAGUUCUUAUCAAUAUUCAGUGGUUGUGACAUGGAAGGGAUUCGACUAUGAGCUGCAGAGAAUCUUGACCUUAUUCAGUAAUAUUCAUCUCUCAAAUAAUAAGUUUGAGGGAGAAAUUCCAGAUGUUAUUGGGAAGCUUAGUUCUCUCAAAGGGCUAAAUCUUUCUCAUAACAACCUUACUGGUCAUAUCCCACCGUCACUAGGGAAUUUGACGAAUCUGGAAUCGUUGGAUCUCUCUUCCAACAAGCUGGCAGGGAAAAUUCCAAAUGAAUUGGGCAGUCAGUUCAACACCUUUGAAAAUGGUUCUUAUGAAGGAAACCUUGGACUGUGUGGAACACCACUGUCAAAAUCUUGUGAUGGAAUGGGGACACCGCCGAGCUCCUUCCAAGAAAAAGAUGAGUUGUGGAGAUUUGGCUGGAGAGUUGUGGGGUUAGGCUAUGGAUGUGGAGUUGUUUUUGGACUGCUGAUGGGAUAUCAUGUCUUCCGAACAGGAAAACCAAAAUGUAGAGCUCAUCUGAGAUCGUUAAGUGAAGAAAAAAAUGAUCUAGGUGGUGACCAAGGUGAGAGAGUGCUUGUGGUGGAGGGAGUGGUGAAUGCAGGGUAUGGAGUGAUUGAGCAGUGGGCAUUGUUGUUGAGGAAUGCGUGGCCUAAGGUUUCUAUGGUUCUUAAUAUUUUCAAAGAGAAAGGUGUGAUUCUGAUUGCACUUUUAUGUCUAUCUGCAUUCUUCUCAUGGAAGAGACUUUAUAACUACACUGUGGCCAUGGAAGUUCUUGAUAGUGAAGUUCAUGCAGCAGUAUUACUGUUUUCUUGUUUGGUUUUGAGGAUGAUUCUGGUUCGUGAGCUGGCUAAAAAAGAGUUUGAAGAUGGUGUAUUUCAAAUGCUUCGCAGUGAUGUAACCCAAUUUUUGACCACCAUUGUUAUUGGCACUACGGUGGUCAAUAUUGGAGCAAUUGCUUUAGUGACAGAUGCAACAACAGCAAUAUUUGGAGAAGCUGGUGUUAGUGCCGCAACUGGAGUAAUGACUAUAGUAACCUUAGAAGAUGUGGUUGAGGAGAUUGUUGGAGAAGUCUUUGAUGAAAAUGAUUCGAAGGAACAUCAGUGUGAGGCAGUAUCUGGUUUUGUAUGUGAAGUAUUUGGAUACAUCCCUAGGGCUGGUGGGAGCAUCAAAGUUGCCCUCAAAAGGGUUAAUCAAGAUGAUGAUGAUAAGCAUGACGAAGAUGGAUCCGAUCAUCAAGAUGUGAAGGAAUGGCAUCAGAUAUAUAGACUUGAGGUAUUGGCUGCAAAUGCUCAAAAGGUUAGUGCUGUUCGUUUUGAGUGGACAGACAAUGGGGAAGCUAUGUCAGAGGCCAACAAAGUAACUCAAUUGAUUCCCAAAAUCAUAAAGAGGAAAGGGAACGAUGACAAAUUGGAUAACAUUACCUAUGAUGAGAACGCAUUUCGAAAGAGACAAGGGAAUCGCCUUUCUGAUUGCUAUGUAGUUGCUGAAGAUACAUAAGAUAAUGGCCAGUAGCUACAUUGCUUAUUCUGUUUUCUUUUUCUUUAGCUCCUACUUUUCCUUUCCCAUAUUCUUACCGCCCCAUGGAGAAGAAAUGGAAGGAAACCACAAGAUUACUAGAUAGACUAACAUUGUAAAACUUUUUCACAGAUGAAGUGAUGUAACAUCUGAAAUAUCAUCAUAGUCAGUUGUGCAUAUGACAGUGUCUCUAGACCAUAAAUUCUCCAAUAUUGG
Messenger RNA from Rubroshorea leprosula, 3931 nucleotides. NCBI's taxonomy places the organism in Eukaryota, Viridiplantae, Streptophyta, Magnoliopsida, Malvales, Dipterocarpaceae. The record is from the annotation of a GenBank genome assembly.